Molecule: messenger RNA, 654 nt
Organism: Enterobius vermicularis (human pinworm)
Lineage: Eukaryota; Metazoa; Nematoda; Chromadorea; Rhabditida; Oxyuridae
Source: the annotation of a GenBank genome assembly
AUGCAUCAGACGAAAGUGAUUAUCGGUGUUGCAUCGUUGUGCGGAACUUUGGCCAUUCUCGCAUGUGCAGCCAUCAUUCCAGCAAUCUAUGGGGUCAUCAAUGAGGUUCAGGAUGAAGUCUUUGACAGCAUUCGCAAUUUCCGUGUUGAUACCGAUUCCGCAUGGAGUCAAAUAAUGGACAUUCAAGUUAGUGUUACCCCAGCGGGCAAGCCCCGUCCUAACCCAUUUGGCAGUAUCUUCCGUAAAAGGCGUGACAUCUUUUCUGAAUUACCUGAAUUCUGCCAGUGCGAACCAACGCUACCCACAUGUCCACCUGGACCUCCCGGACCUCCAGGGCACCCAGGAAUUGAUGGAUAUCCAGGACAACGAGGACCACCAGGAGACGAUGGUACUCCAGGUGCACCAGCUCCUGACUGUCCAGCUCCAGACACCACAUGCAUCAAAUGCCCCGUCGGAUCCCCAGGACCAAGAGGAGCUCCAGGAGUACCGGGAGCACCAGGACCAAACGGACCUGCCGGAGAAGUCGGAAAUCCAGGAAGAACCGGAGCUCCAGGGCCAAGAGGACCAAAAGGAGAUCAAGGUUUACCUGGGCCAAGAGGACCCAUUGGAGAACCUGGCGCAGCAGGCCGUGACGGAACUGAAGGUGUACCGGGU